AAAAAACAGCCCGCCCCCAACGCGAAAGGAGCGGGACAUUUCAUCUCACCGAACUCACGGAUUACAAAACAUCAGCUCUUCCCGUUCCUCCACCUCCACCUCUCAAAAUGUGACAUUUUCACAUUCUAUCAAUCAAAAUGGCAACGGAUAUCGAGAAUCAGCUCGACAAUGAGGACUUGGGGCCUGUGGAGGCUAGCGAUCCCCUGCUCUCGAAGCCGGACCGAGACCGCUCUUCCAAUAAGAGCUCGCGACGCUGUCGGAACAGAAGAUCACUGGAAAUCAUCGAGCUCGACGAUAUUCCCCCAAUCAUCAAAAGUGCGAAUGGGAAUAUCUUCUGGGCGGAUGAGCAAUGCACCAGACGAAUUGGUCUGACGUCUACGGAAGCAAGGCUGUUUUUGAAGUUGCUGCAGACUGAUGAGCCUGAGAACUACAAUUAUCACGAUUACAAGGAGAUGUUUGAUGAUUUUGGGGCUGAGCAGGCGAGGUUGAAGGAAUUAGUUAAGAGAUUGCCGUGGUAUAAAUUUGAUACCUAUCGGCAGCGGGGCAUCUGGAAGGCGAGAAUCGAAUGGCUUGAAAGAAUGAAGGAGCCGCGUCUUUGGCUGAAGUAUUUGAUGGCGAGACGGAGGAGGAUUUUGAAACAGGCGUCGGUGAGGGUGCUGGCCCGCCUAGCGGAAAAGAGACGAUGUAAGUUGGAGAACGGUGUGGAUUUUGAGAGGGGAAGGCCGCCGCCUGGUCCAAGCCGAUCGAAAGAGGAGCUUCUGGGCUUGGCUCAGGUUAUGCUGAGUGAAGCAACGCAGACGUCGACACCGAAGGAGACGUCGCCGCUUCCUCCUCCGUCACGGGGAAAACAGCUACUAAGUGAAGCUACGCAAACUUCGACGCCUAAAGAGACAUCGCCACUUCCUCCUCCAUCUAGGGGGAAGCACCAAGCAAGAGCUAGCGAUGCAACCCAAGUAUCAGAAAAUCGUCUAAGCCAUUUAACCUCCAGACUGAGAGAUAGUCUCAGCGCCUCACGGCAUCGACACAGUCCCCGCUCCUCUCACGUCCAAUAUCCCAUCUUCGAAAAGCCCUUCGAGGCAACGAGAGAAGACAUCAAGCGCCAAGUUGAAAACAUCAUGCCGAAGACUACGCCGUACAUUGUAAUCGGCUGGUUUCAUCGCUCAGCUGGUGAUCCCAAGGAGAGGAUCUUACAGUUCAAGCAGCCAGAGCAACUUUUUGCUUCUAUGAGGAAGGGCGAGAGCCAGGUGAGGGGAUACAGGGAGUAUUUAUCCUUGAAGAGCUUGAGGGGGUUUGGAUUGUACAAGUGCGACAUCUCUCGUGGAGCACAUAUCCCACUCGUGCUCAACUCAUCCCAAGAAGCAGUCCUCGCCCAGCUUUUCUUUGCAUACAAAGCUUCGUACAGACACGCAGAUGACGAUGUAGCACGAGCGUGGCACGGCUGGGUCUCUAAGAAUCUCAAUGAUAGCAAAGAGAACCCUCUCGAAGGCAGAUACUCGUUGCAGCUGCUUUACGACUGGUCGAGCUAUCGACUGAGUGCAGUGGUUGCCAUCCCAGUGAUUCUGAGUUUGGCAAUCGGGACUUGGUACAUGAUGGGACAAGGAGAUGUUGUAACGGCCUGGACUUUGGCGUUAUACAUUGUUACUACGGCCGCAGCACUUAUUGCAUUGAUGGCGAUUAUUGGGAGUCUGAAGGACAUUUAGGGAUACUGGAGAUACCAUUCUGCGAGCAUUUGAGCAUACUUUUGCAUGGUUUUUAGAGAGGCAUAAUUUGGAGCAUUGAAUUAUUCAGAAAAGGGACUUGCUUCUGCUCUAUCACAGGGAUGAACAGAGCCCCUAUAGUGUCACUAAUAAUCUUGAAUUAUCGCC
Molecule: messenger RNA, 1865 nt
Organism: Hyaloscypha bicolor E
Lineage: Eukaryota; Fungi; Ascomycota; Leotiomycetes; Helotiales; Hyaloscyphaceae
Exons: 3
Coding region: 138-1700 (520 amino acids)
Source: RefSeq, a predicted model, not a curated record